GCGGAGCGGCGCGCUGUUUUUACGCAUAGCCUCCAGUCCUCCGAGGCAUUGUAGACAUUGUUUAGUCGCUGUGUAGUAGACUCCUGAGAAGACACCCGAGCGGGACAGUCUCUAAUAACUGGAUACCUGAGGCCAAAGUUAGAGAGUUUUUAAAUGGAGACGCGGACUGUAGCUGCGUAAAGGCGUGACGCAUGGACUUUUUAUGUUUAAAAAUUAUUUUGACGCGUUUUUUUCAGGUUGAACUUCACAUUUAAAUCCGCAGAAGACCAGCUGACGCGUAAAAGACGAAGGAAACAAGACUUUCGUCCUAAAUUAGAGGACUGCGCAGAGUCUCUCCUUGGACGUUUUGAUAUUCUGUCGACCUUGACUUCUCUUUAAAGUGACGCAGAACAUGUUGGGAGAUAUUUCCCUCGGUGUUAUUUACUCAUAACCCUUACGAGCUGUUUGGAGGCAAGACUGAACAGGUUACUAGAGGGUGCUGAGACUUUGCAAGGAGCCGUGACAGGACACCGGCCAGAAGGGAUUUUUGGUCGCGUUUAAAACGAGGAGGAGGCGCCUCUCGUGUUGAAGCAGAACCGCUUUAGAUGGAUUCUUCAUGUUUGCUUCAGCCUCAGUGGAGACAGCCUGCUCUGAACACUUACAAGCCGUGACAAUAAGGUGUAAAACAUGACACGCCUAUGGAUAGCCAAAAACAUGAGUUGCGCCCAGCGUGGAAGAAGCGGCUCUCCUGUCCUCUCCGGUGCGCACUUGGAGCAGAAUGCGCACAGGACAUCUGGUGGGACCAGAUGGAGGGUUCGGAGGAAGGAUAGACAGAAGAUUACCUCUGUAAUGUCAGCAAAGGCCAAGGUGCUGCUGUGGGUGCUCCUCUCUCUCCUGCCUCUGGUGGAAGGAGCUCAUGUGAAUGCUGAUGCUGCUGGUGGUGGAUCAGACUCGGGCCACACCGCGGGUCUGCUGGCAGGCCAGGAGGAGCGAGAGCUUCCUGUGACGCUGCCAGAGGUGGUGAAGGACGAGGAGCAGGAAGACGACAGUGACCCUUAUUCUACUUGGCACGCUCUAUAUGACCCCUUUGUAAUAGAUGAGGUGAACGACCAUCCCAGUAGUCGCUGGGUGGGGCGCUCUCCACGCGCCUCUGACCCCUCAGAACCUCUACCUAAGGGAUCACCAAAGAAAAAGAAGAAGAGGAAGAGGAAAGAAAAGGAGGAAGAGGUAGAGACAGGAAAAGCAGAUAGAAAGGGUAAAGGUAGGAGCAGGCAGCCGAAGCAGAGCAGCAGGGACUGCCGUGUGGAGAAGAAAGAGAUGAAGGUUCGAGACCUGGGCCUGGGCUUUGACUCUGAUGAGAUUGUCCUCUUCAAGUUUUGCGUUGGCUCCUGCCAGUCUUCAAGAACAAACUACGACCUGGCACUGAAGGCGCUGCAGGAAAACGGCUCGCUGCCCCGGCGCACCGCCCGCAAGGUCAGCAGCCACCCCUGUUGCCGGCCCGACCGGUACGAGCCGGUUUCCUUCAUGGACGCCCAGACCACGUGGAGGACAAUCCAGUCGUUAUCAGCCGCUAGCUGCAUGUGUAUGGGCUGAAGGCAUGAAGGAAGGAGAAGGUGACGAGGAGGGGUGUCACCCAUCCUGAACAGAGAGCAGGGUAGAGGCUCAGGGUGCUGAAGCCCUGGCUGCAGUGAAGAGCCAGAGGGCGGCGCUGUGACACGCAGAGCAAGGAAGUGACGGAGGCCACUUGUUGGCUUCCUGUGAUGUAGUUCCUGUUGAGGAGGAAGAGGUUUGGGUGGACGACUGAGAGGCAAGUCAUCAGUCUGGAUUUAUUGUUGCGUCUUCAAACAGUGAAUUACCUUCAACUGAAAAACUGGUAACUAACGCAAGAUACUCCAGACCAGUUAAUACACAUAAAAGAGACUCUAUAUGUGACAUUUUUUUAUGGGCGAGGCCUGAAGGCUGAAGCUCAAGAGAUAUAAAGAAAAUAAAUAAUUACAGGACUGACACUGUGUUUAUCUUCUGACGAAAAAAGACUGAUAUGAUGUUCACUGUCAUUCACCGUGAAGCCAGCUCCUCCCAAAAGAUUUAGCAUUAUUUUCCACAUAAAAACAGGGACAUUGCAUUGUAUCGUUUCUAUGUUCAGGGGAACUCAGCCAAAUGGAUGCCAUGCAUCUUCAUGUAUUACUGUAUAAAAGUAAAGUAUAUUUAUUUCUGAUAAAUUAUUUAUUUAUUAUAGCUUCAUAUGAGAGCUGUUUUUAUUAACUCUAUAUUGUAUAUAAAUAUCUAUUUAUUGCCGAGAUUUAGAUUUCAUGUUGACAGUUAUGUCUACUUCUCGCACGCAGUAUGUACAUUUCUUUCUUUCAAAAGGUGCUCAUUUAAAUAUUUAUCCAACGCCUCAUGCACCUGGUCUAGACAGUGUUACGGGGCAGAAUUAGAUUGGAUACAAUAGAUAUUUCUGAAAUUAAUUGAGUGAUUUUAAAAUACAGAAACAAAAAGCUCAGAUUCUCUUUUACAUGUUCCCAUCCCAGAGAGACUUGUAAAAACAAUCUUGAUAAAUAACAAACUGAAAAAAACUUUCUCAAAAGCACCUCACUUUUCCACAGCAUAAUGGAAACAGACAGUCAGUCUCAAUGUCCAGAAUGUUUGUACAGCUAAAUACUACAGGACCUCAAUAUCGCUCUUCUUAAAGCAGUGAUUUCUAUUCAGUUACAAACUCCCAGUAUGUCACAUUAUUAUUAUUAUUAUUAUUAUUAUUAUUAUUAUUAUUAUUUGUAUUAUUAUUUUU
Molecule: messenger RNA, 2764 nt
Organism: Cottoperca gobio
Lineage: Eukaryota; Metazoa; Chordata; Actinopteri; Perciformes; Bovichtidae
Product: artemin-like
Exons: 5
Coding region: 667-1572 (301 amino acids)
Molecular function (GO): receptor tyrosine kinase binding; growth factor activity; glial cell-derived neurotrophic factor receptor binding
Source: RefSeq, a predicted model, not a curated record